This is a messenger RNA of Cyprinodon variegatus (sheepshead minnow), 3338 nucleotides long. Its product is annotated as serine-rich adhesin for platelets-like. The transcript is spliced from 7 exons. Bases 196 to 3081 code for a protein of 961 amino acids. NCBI's taxonomy places the organism in Eukaryota, Metazoa, Chordata, Actinopteri, Cyprinodontiformes, Cyprinodontidae. The record is from RefSeq and is a predicted model, not a curated record.
AAAGCGCCCCUUUACUCCAUUGUUGUUUACAGACGGUUAAUGUUUUUUCCUGUAUUUUAGGGGUUUGCUUAGCCACCUAUUGUCAUCCUUUUGUUCAUAACGUCCGAUUUUAUUUCGAUCACAUAGAUCGUGGAUGAUGUAGCAGGUGACGGUUUUCUAAGAGAAGAGUCUUCAAAUACUGUGAAAGGCAGGAGGAUGAAUCCACAUGACUGGAGUCAUGUUAAAAGGCUGCAGAUGCGUCAGGAACCGGAUCAGCAGAGGGUUUUAAUGAGCAGCAGUGACCCAAGGCUGACUGGUGACUGGGACACAUUCCCUGUACACCCUGCUGUUCAACUUCAGAGUAGGAGUGCAGCCUGGAGAGAACCCAGUCCUCCAGAUCUAGAUGGAAAACCAUUAGAGCAAGACGAUCCUGAAUUGAUAAGGAAGAAACGACAGCUCCAAGAGUUACACGAUCAGAUUAUGCAGAAGAAAGCCAAAAUUGCUUUUAAAGCAAUAGAGAUUACAGGGACUAAUCCAUCUGAGCCAGAUGUUCUUGAUGGCAAGGAGUUGGCUACCUGCAAUCCUGGAACGCUUAGAGACAGAGUGACAGAAAUAUUGCAGCAACGUUCAUUCAGCUUUUUCUCCAAGGUUCAGUUAUCUAGACAAACGGAAAAAUCUUUUACUUUGAGCAAAGAUAAAGUGAAACUGCACCAUCCCCUGAAGCUCAGAGUGAAGACAUUAAAUGCACACCGACUUCGUAACCCCUGUGUUUUACCACCCCCUAUAGAGAAGGUUCCAGAUGUCCCUCUGCAUUGUCCUGACAGCUUCACUUCACCUCAAAAGAAGCUGGAGAGCACCGCCGAAAAGGGAUACGAGCGUUUACUCGGUGCUCUUAAAAAAGCAGCAGAAGCAGCCCCUUAUUUCAACAAAAAGAUCCCUGACGUCUCGCUACCUCCUCUCAACCAAAACGAUCCUCCUAGAACAAAGAAAAGCAGCACCAAUGUUGGUUCUGAGGAUGAGAGCAGGCCCAGCCGCAGUUCCAACUACAAGAAUGGCGUUGAUAGAAGUCUAGAGGGUGAGAGCAGUGUCAGCAGCAGUUUGAAGCCUGUAAGCGGUGCAAAGAAAGUUCCUGAGCAGGAGAGCACUGUGGAAACACAUUCUGACAACAACAAAUCGUCUGCCAGAAGCUCGAAUGAGAAAAGUGUCAAGAGAAGUUCGGACCAAGAGAGUAGUCCAAGAAGAGCUUCUGAAGGUAAAAGCAGUUUCAGCAGAAUGUCUGAGCACAAGAAAAGAGACGACAGAGGCUCCGAGCGUGAGAGCAGCAUCAAAAGAAAAUCUGGAGGCAAUAGUACUGUCAGAAGUGCUGAGCGCAAGAACAGCGUAAACACAGCUUCUGAACCAGAGGACGGUGCCAGCAGAAGCUCUGGACACAAAAACAAUGGGGAUGGAGCUUCUGAGCGAGAGACGAGUGUGACCAGAGGCUUUGACCGCUUUGUCAGUUUGCUUAACAGUGGGGUGGACAUCAAGCGACUCAGUAUGAUUAUCAAAGAUGAUGCUCCAGUAACCUCUCCUGAUGUUUUGAAAAAGGCCUUCAAAAACGAAACCCAGAAGUGCGACACCGACUCUGCACUACCAGGCUGCAGUGGGAUCAACAGUGUGAAGUUGGAGACGGAGCCCGUCAAACAGGAGGCGUCCUUACCUCAAGACAAGGAGGUAAAGAAGGUAAAAAGGAAGGGAACUUUGGACUCCAACAGCGAGUCGGAGCCCCCCCUCAAUGUGAAUAAGAAGAAGGAGGAAAAGAAGAAGGAAAAGAAGAAGGAGGAAAAGGAAACCCCAAUGACGCACGAAAAGCAGAAGAAACUGCAAAGCAUUCUUCAAACUCUGGGGUUGAAUCUAGAUGUGGAGGAGCUGAAGAAACUAACAGAUCGCACUCAGGAGAGGCUUUAUGGAAGGAAUAGUGAACCACGACAGACGAGCGACAGCCAGAAGGAGCAAGAAAUCCCACCAAAACGCAUAAGACGCAGUAGAUCUCGCUCUUCCUCUUCUUCCUCAUCCUCUUCUACUUCUUCUUCAUCGUCGUCCUUAUCCUCUUCAUCCUCUAGAUCUUCCUCUAGAAGCCGUAGAAAUCGGAGGCAUUUACGUCGUCAUCGGCGUUCUCGCAGCAGAGAUUCACGUCGACGUUCUACUAACAGAGAUGCACGUCGACGUUCUACUUCACGCCGACGUUCUACUUCACGCCGACGUUCUACUUCACGCCGACGUUCUACUGACAGAGAUGGAGAAAAAUGGCAAAACAGGAAAAAAAGUAGGGAAGAAUUAGACAACUCCCUUUAUAGAAACCAACACCAGGCCUUUCCCUCCCAUUUCCCCGCUCCUUCUUCGUAUCCUGACUACAGCUUGUACCAGUAUGCCCAGUAUAUCAACUACUACAAUGCCUACAGGGAAGCUAUUAAAUCCAGUUGGCCAUUUGCUGCAAAUCAAAGCCCCAUCUCGCUCAACCUGCAGUCCUAUUCACAACACCACUCCAAUCACCCGGAAUCGCUCAAUCAUGAGGAUUUUUGGAACUUCAUUGACCCAGACAUGUCUAAGAGAAAAGAUCAGAGGAAGAAUAAAUCUGAUUCUGGCCUCAUCUCAAUUGAUACUGAAACAUCGAACAGGCUGAAUAGGGAAGAACAAAAAAGACAAAAAUCACCAGAAAGGUCUCCAAAGAAAAAUGCUUCAAAAACAUCUGAUAGUGGGAAAAGAGCCUCAGAAACGUCUAAUAGAGAUGGAACAUCCUCAGAAACACAUGAUGGAAGGAAAAAAGCCUCAGAGACACCUGCUACAGAGAAACCGCAACCAGAGAUCAUCACUGAUAAGAAAGCAGUUGCAGGGACCAAUGCUACAAACCAGGAAUCAUUCUUCUCAAAGAACUUUCCCUCAAAGCCCUCAAAACUUGAAGAAUGGAGAAAAUUAAGAGAGAAGAAGAAACAAGAGGAGGAAAUAACAGCCAACUUGAGAGAAAAGCUUUUGGAGUUUAACCGGAAAGCGAAGCUUGUCACCCAGAAUCCCAGCUCCAUCCCCAAGCCGCCAGCGGCCUCUCUGGAUUUGGAGCUCCAAUAACAGAUGAGAAACUGAGACCCAUGAUGAAUCCUGAUGCGCCUCCAUCUUGAUCUGCAGUUUAGUUUUAUUGUUUACCUACACUUAUAACCGAAUCAUCCUUUCUGUCAAGUAAGAAGUAAAUAACUUCUCAGGAGUUAUAUCUCUACCCAUUCUUAGUCUAAGUUAAGGUUUUUACUUUAGUCUUCGAUCUCACUGUUUUUUUUCAUGAUUUAACAUUUAUCUGCUCCCUUUAUUGUCUCUAAGCCUGAUUUUAUUUU